CUACCUCGAUUUCCACCUUUUUUUAAAAAACCCACAAUCAUUACUUUCCUUGUGUUUAUCUUGCCGCCCCGCUUCUGCGCUCCAGCACUUGGUCUGACGUGACACAGCUGAAGCAUCCUUCCGCCGCUGACGGGCUGGAUUGGACGUGGGACCUCCUGGUUCUAGCCUAGACUUCUGACUCUGAACUCUUGACUCCAGAUGUAUCUUCUGUCAGCUUCGUUGUGACUCUAUUAAAAGGUGUCGAAACGCUUCAUCAGCGCGUUUCUGUUCUCUUAUAUCCAUGCGGGAUCGACAUCAGCCUUAUGUAUAGAUCGCCAGUGCCCACUGAAACCAAGAACGCAAGAACGCAAGAACGCAAGAAUCGAACCAUCCUCUAUAAAGAUCGUCGCUAGCUCGCUCUCGAUGCGCUCCCUGCUUGUCGGUCGAGGCUGAAUUUUCGUGGAUAAUGCUCUUCAACCUCGGCAUGACAGCUGAUGCCGCUGCCGCUCAUAACAGCGAGCUCGCUAGCCCUGAAACACAGCUCCCCAUGCCUUCUCGCCACUCGUCGCCUCGUCCGUUCUCAUUCACCAAUCUACCUUCUUGGGGAUUGGGCAGUCGGUUCAGCGCCGAUAAGCCCGCAGAUCCAGAAAGACCGCGAUUUGAGCAACGUCGGUCAAUGCCAAUCACCGCUAUCGAGCCUAGAUCUUCAAGCGAUGAAGAUCUGCACUCAACCGCUGUACCUCCACCAGUUCGCCAACUCAACCAGCAUAAACACCACAAGCCGCCUGCGUCUUCACGGCCGAAAACUACAUACCAGCUAGCCCAUCCGGCGACCAAUGCGCGCCAUAAACGGCUGAAGUUGAGGCCGAAGCUUCUCUUACAACUGCAGCGAGUUUCGCCAGCAUCGCGACCGGUGCCUGUCUUCGAUGUUUUACCGUCAGCCUUGUUCAUGCCACGAUUGGCCCGGAAAGUCCCUGCGGCCUUGCGCGGCAAGCGGGGAUUGGGCCCAAAUGAUUUGAUAGUCACCACUAGCGAUCUAUAUCAGCCUAUGCUCGAAGUGCCAGACAAGAACCUGAGCUCGGACGAGGAGAAUGGGGAUCACCGUGAAGUAGUAGCGACAAUCUGCCAGCCUUGUAAGGAGGACGCUUUGGCUAAAGGGAAGGCAGAAAUCUGCCUGAACUCUGGGACCGUAUGGGAGGCUACGCCUCUUCCGAAUGGUUCCUACGAAUUUGCUGCCAAUACGGACUCGGGACUCAUGGUUUUGCGAUGGGUACGGCGCGGACCAAAGAAGCGCCGCGUAUCAGCACCUCCUGGCUCUGUCUUCCCGGAAGAUAGUUGCCGCUUUACAUUCAGUGUUAUCGACCCCACUACUCGCCGACACCCAGUCAUCGCAUCAAUGACUCGAAACCACCUUGAGGUAUACGACAGGUACUCACUACCAAGCACUGCCCCGUCUUCUCCUACAUCUGCUGCUUUGUCGGUCAUCAGCGAUGGCUCCGAGAUGGAUUUGGCAUUGGACCAGCAGGUAAUGGAAACCGAUGAGAAACUCCGCUUGUUGAUCACCAUUACUAGCAUCUGGGUUGCUUUCCGGGAGGGUUGGUCACACAGUUUUCGCUACAAUGAUGCUCCGCUUAACGGAAAGGCCACCCGCUCCACUAGCGCUUCGAGAAAUGUGUCAGCACCAACCCCGGGAGAAGAGGAGGCCCAUAAGCCAGCAUCAGGGGACCCGAGCAGGCGUGUAGUGACCUGGACCGCCGCAGCCUCCCAACCACCCGCAUCAGACCGGUCGACUCAGUUUGGCAGCUUAUCUAAACGAUCCAACUCCACUGGAACGGCCUUUCUUGAUAGAGCCAACAGGCGUCAUUCAUCAAUGAAUCGGCAGAGCGUAGCCAGUCCUCGCCAGUCGUAUGAGGGGUCGCCAGAGCCUAAAGCUAUCAGACUUAACUCGGCACACAGAUCCGGAUCGCAGCAGCAAGAAGUUCGCGAGAAUACCAAACUUGAGUCAACGCCUGUCACUCCAAAAGCAGCGCAUCGUUCUAAACAAGAGGGCCGCCAAAUAUCGAUUGAUGGCCAACUGGAAUCUCCGCGUCCCAAAGGGAAGCGUCGACACCGGCUCAGCAACCUUUUUGAUUUCCUUAUUCGAAAAAGCGGGCAUCACCAUCAAUAAACCCGCAUAUUAUACAUGCAAAAGUUUUGUUGUGUCAAAGUUUCUUGCACAAUGUGAUAUUCUCGCCCCUGAGGGGAGGGAAGGAAUCUGUUGAACAGUAUCAAUAUUGCCUAUAGUUGUGACACGCCUGGUGCAGAUGUCCCUGUUUGGUAUAUACAGUGUUCCGCCGGCGAGAUCCUUCUCUCCGAAAGGGAAUCUCUCCGCUUUUUUUUGUGUAUUUCAGCGUUGCAUCUUCAGCCAUGUGGGCUUCUCCAUCUCAGCCAUCCUUAUGCCAAUAUUUCAAUGAUGUACAUAUUAGCGAUAUAGCCCUGCACGUUAUGACAAACUCAAAGACUCUCAACUAUUGACUCA
Molecule: messenger RNA, 2497 nt
Organism: Aspergillus nidulans FGSC A4
Lineage: Eukaryota; Fungi; Ascomycota; Eurotiomycetes; Eurotiales; Aspergillaceae
Exons: 1
Coding region: 446-2146 (566 amino acids)
Source: RefSeq, a predicted model, not a curated record